AAUAGAUGCUGUUGUUGAGUUGGGCUGGGAUUAGCAGGAGGCGAAUGAGUUUCAAUUUUACUGGAUUACAGAACAAAGAAAGGGGAAAGGGACACCCAGCUCAGUUAAGAGGAAAAACGGGAAUAAAACUUGGAAAAAACACACACACAACAGACAGUAAAGAUCGAAGAGUGGCGGCGAUGAUCCGGAUUACGAUGUUUUAGCGGACGGCGCGGCUACAUUGUGGUUGGGAAUUGUUUCUGAUGGAUUAAAACGGGGAAUAAACCUAUUCCGGGAUUGACAGCAGCAACAAGGCUAUUUAAUCGCUAAUUAAGAGGCAUGGCUCAGAUGAGGAAGCUGGCGUGCGACGGCAUCAGGACGAAUUCCCGCGGAGAGCCGCUGUUGUCGGCCCGGCAGGAGAUCCUCACCAGCCUGGUGUCUGCCCUCGACUCGGUGUGCAUGGCCAUGUCCAAGCUGAACGCCGAGGUGGCGUGCGUCACCGUGCACGAGGACAGCGUGAUCGCCGUGGGCACGGAGAAGGGCCGAGUGUUCCUCAACUCCAGGAGGGAAAUCCAGACAGACUUCUACAAGUUUUGCCGGGCGCCGUGCCUGCAGAGCCUGAGCGCCGCCAACGCCCAUACCAAAGACCAGGAGGGAGACCUCAGCAAGCUGGGCAAAGACGGCGAGCACGGCAAACCCAGAGCCCCGACCGACGCCCAGUCCAACGUCUUCGUCCUGAGGAAGAUGGUGGAGGAAGUCUUCACUGUGCUUUACAGUGAGGCGGUGGGGAAGAGCAGCCUGGUCCCCGUGCCUUACGAGUGGCUCCAGAAGGACCCCGGCUGCGUGGUGGCCCACGGCCUGCCGGACGGAGUCGCCCUGAAGAAGCCGUCGGAGUACGACACCAAGACGCUGAUGAAGAUCCUGGAGCUGAGCCACCGCAUCCAGUUCACGGUGAAGAGGCCCGCAGAAGACCUGUCUCGAGAAGCCAAGUCCAGCACGGACGCCAAUCACAGCGCUUCCACGGCCGCCGUGACGCAGACCGUCCACGGCCCGGUCAAGACCCCGGGGCCGGCCCCGGCGCCGCCGGCCCCGCCCGUCACGGCGUCCAGCCCCGCCUCGUCCAGCAACUCGGUCCUGUCCAACUUCUUGUACGGCAUGCCCAUGUCCUCCAAACCUCACCCGGACAGCAAGCUGGACUUCAAACCCAUGUCCCUCCUCAACCUGGGCAAGGACCGACUCGCCAGCUGGAUGGACAAGAGCGCCAUGCUCAAAGACGCCGCCGGCAGCGAUGAGACCCCGCGGCUGGCCGGAGAGCAGGGUCAGAGUCCUCCAGGCGUCCACAUCUCCAAGAGGCUGCUCUUCUCCAUCGUGCACGAAAAAUCAGAAAAGUGGGACUCUUUCAUUCGGGAAACUGAAGACAUCAACACGCUGAGAGAGUGCGUUCAGAUCCUGUUCAACAGCAGAUACGCUGAGGCUCUCGGUUUGGAUCACAUGGUGCCUGUCCCCUACCGCAAAAUCGCCUGCGAUCCGGGAGCCGUGGAGAUCAUCGGCAUCCCCGACCAGAUCCCCUUCAAGAGGCCCUGCACCUACGGAGUCCCCAAGCUCAAACGCAUCCUGGACGAACGCCACGGCAUCCGCUUCAUCGUCAAACGAAUGUUUGACGAGAGGAUUUUCACCGCCGCCGGUAAGAUCGCACGAGAGGAGGGGAAGCUGGACCUGACCUGCACGCCUGACGACGGCUUCCCCGACUGCCUGAGCAUCCCCGGCGGCGGCGGCGGCGGCGAGCUGCUGAGCAACGCUCACAGCAGCAGGUCGACCAGUGCGUGUGUGAGCCCGCUGGCCGACUGUGAAGCCGGUCCCUCUGCAGACUGCGUCCCUCUGAGGAGGAUCAAAACGGAGCCUCCGGACGGGGAGAUCAUCCAGAUUACGGUUCCAGAGGCCGGCGCCAGCGGGGAGGAGCCCGGCGAGCCGGGGGCCGAGCCCGCCGCCUCCGCACCGCGUCCAUCCACCGCCUCGCCCUCCGCCCCCUCCGCCCCGCCUCCAGCCCCGCCCCCCUCCUCCGCCCCCCACCUCCCGCUGGAGAACCACUCAGCUGAAGCGCUGUCACCCAGUGCCUCCUCCCAGAGCAUCAGGAGACCUUCUGAAGCAGGCAGCCUGGUGGAGGACAUCGGGGAAAUGAUCCUGCAGCUCCGCAGACAAGUGGAGAGUCUGUUCAGCAUCAAGUAUGCUGAAGCCCUGGGCCUCCCCGAACCGGCCAAGGUGCCGUACUCGCGGUUCCAGAUGUACCCGGAGCACCUGUACGUCACCGGGCUGCCCGAGGGGAUCGCCCUGCGCCGGCCCAACUGCUUCGGAGCGGCCAAGCUGAGGAAGAUCCUGUCUGCCAGCAGCCACAUCCAGUUCGUCAUCAAAAGGCCUGAGCUCCUCACCGAGCAAGUAAAACAAGAGAUGCCUUCCAUGCCGCUCUGUGAUCCAGAGCUGGACGCCAAGGACGUGACGCCGAUCACAGACGACCCUGCAGCCGGAUCCAAGAGACCCGGAUUCUCAGAGUGCCUGGAGUCCAAGCUGUCCCGGAUCGACCUGGCCAACACGCUGCGGGAGCAGGUCCAGGACCUGUUCAACAGGAAGUACGGCGAGGCACUGGGCAUCAAGUACCCGGUCCAAGUGCCUUACAAGAGGAUCAAGAACAACCCGGACUCGGUCAUCAUCGAGGGCCUUCCGCCCGGCAUCCCCUUCAGGAAGCCCUGCACCUUCGGCUCGCAGAACCUGGAGAGGAUCCUGGCCGUGGCCGACAAGAUCAACUUCACCAUCACCAGACCAUUUCAAGGACUUAUUCCAAAACCAGCACCUCGGAGAGUGACGUUACUAAAGAAGGCGUACGCUUCCAUCAGCGAUGACGACGACAUCAACCGGAUGGGGGAGAAGGUGGUGCUGCGAGAGCAAGUCAAGGAGCUGUUCAACAAGAAAUACGGUGAAGCUCUGGGUCUGGACCGCUCCGUGGUGGUGCCGUACAAGCUGAUCCGGGGCAGUCCGGAGUCGGUGGAGGUCAGCGGCCUCCCGGACGACGUCUCCUUCCGGAACCCCAACACCUACGACAUCCUGUGCCUGGAGAAGAUCCUGCAAGCCGCCGAGAAGGUCUCCUUCACCAUCAAGAGCCAGCUGCAGCCGUUCGCAGAGAUCUGCAGUCAGGCCUGCAACGCCGGCAACACAGCAGGAACCGACGCCUCCACCAACCGGCGGAAACGGAAGCGGGUCCACGAGAGCAGCCGGAUACCGCCGCCGUCCGACCUGCUCUCCACCAAUCAGAUUCCAGUGAUGCAGUGGCCCAUGUACAUGGUGGACUACAGCGGGGUCAACGUGCAGGUUCCCGGGAAGGUCAACUACUGAGGUCAGAGGUCACGGGGCGGAGGGCGGACUGCAGCAGACGGACGUCAGGAGACGGAGGGAGAGCGGACGAGUCUCCAACACUAAGCAGGAGAGCUGUGUGUGUGUGUGUGUGUGUGUGUGUGUGUGUGUGUGUGUGCGCGUGUGUGUGUUUUGCCUCGUUUCCACUGCACAGUGCAUUUUAAAACUCCGGCCCUCCAUGUCCGACCCGUCGCUCAUGUAUCAAUUAGAAAAGCUGUAAUACCAGGGGUUUCCUGCAGGGGGCGAUGGUGUUGGUUUCAAAAAGAGCCCGGUUCUCAUUAGAACCCGUUCAAAAAAGCUGAUUUCCAGCGUGGAAAUAAACAUAAAGCUCCUGGUUCCAGAACAGGUUCUGGUCUCCGUCUCUGGUUUCCACAAGUUUUGCAUAACUCGCCCAAUCACAGCGUGACGCAGUCAUGUGACAGGCUGGACCAAUCACAUUCACAUCCGGUGUCAGAUGUUCAGUUUGGAGACGUCCUGCUCAGAUCCUCAAACAGUCGGUGGUUUUCACCCUCCUGCUGCUAGCAUACGCCACGUCGCUCUGUUUGGCUAACUCCAGGAGGUGCAGACGCUCAGCGAGGGAAGGACCGCCACCGCCAGAGACGUCACGCUCAGGACACGCCCACAUUCUGCUGACGCUACAUCCUACAGUGCCGUGCAGUGGGAACAAGGCUGGAGAGUGUGUGUGUGUGUGUGUGUGUGUGCGUGUGCGUGUGUGGUGCCGAGAGCUCGGCCUACGUCCUGGUUCUGGACUCCCCUCCAGAGUGUUUGUUCUCUUGUUCUGUCUCUAAACGUUCUCACACACACACACACACACAUACACACACACACACACACACACACACACACACACUGCGUCUGGACGUCUUCAGGACCGGGUUCCACACGAUUCAGAUCUUUGUACUUUUUAUUUAUUAUAUUUAUUGAGAUAUAACAUGCAGGGAUGUAAAAUAUAUUAUUCCGUUCUCCGGGGGACGAGCAGAGCGCCGAGCUCUGGCCGACACCGCCGGGUUCACACAGAGCAAAACGGAGCGUUCUGAUUGGACGGGGAGUAAGACGCCUUCUUAUGUUAGCGACAUGUAAAAUAGGUCAUUUCAGCCUGAAUGUAUCCUGUAAAGAAGAAUGGUAUGUUACUCUGCGACGACUCUCUGGACUAACCAUAUUUAAUAUGCUGUACCUUAACGCCAAUUAGGCCUUUCAAAUAAAAUGUGUUGCCUUGCACUUUGGAUUGUGUCACGAUU
Salarias fasciatus (jewelled blenny) is the source of this 4619-nucleotide messenger RNA. RefSeq names its product GTF2I repeat domain containing 1 (gene gtf2ird1). The record is from RefSeq and is a predicted model, not a curated record. Gene Ontology annotation, molecular function: DNA-binding transcription factor activity. Gene Ontology annotation, cellular component: nucleus. Lineage: Eukaryota; Metazoa; Chordata; Actinopteri; Blenniiformes; Blenniidae. Bases 319 to 3363 code for a protein of 1014 amino acids. The transcript is spliced from 27 exons.